AGCGGACAUUAGUGAGGAGGAGCCCGGCAGAGCGGGACGCGUCCAGUCGAGGAGGCUUUCAGGGUCACCGGGAAGCGGCUCGUUCCGACCGCGAACGCAUCCGGCCGCUCGUUUUAUUCACAUUUUGGGGCUUUUUCCUCCCGGUUCCGCUGUAUGACUCCGUGCUGUUGGAUUCAUUUCAAACACAGGCUCUAAUAUAGAGAAUAUAAAUGUUAUAUAUAUUCUCUAUAUGCGUGUGUUCUCAUUGAGAAUCAGUCCCACCCUCCUCCGUCACCACCAACUUUGGAGCCGCGAGCGGCCCGGGCGGGGGAGCGAGCCUCGGCGCGCCGCGCGGCCGUGCGGGAGGAGACGGCCAGCGGCCGCUCGUUUUUACCACCGCGCGGAGGAAGCGGGGCGGAUUUAUCCCCAAUCACGCCACGGGAAUUAAACCCGCAGGAGAUUCCACGAUCUGUUAAGGCACUCGACACAAUGGGGCUCCUGAACCUCUGAGGGGUUCAGCACAAAAGGCCGAAGGGGAAGAGGAACUAAAGCCGAGGGAGGAGGAAGAGGAGGAGGAGGAGGAGGAGGGAGAGUCUUACCCGGCGCCAGCCCAAAAUAACAGGAGAGCGCUUUAGAAGGAGGGAUUUGCUCUAUCUGGUGGGGUCGCAUGCCCCCCCGCCCCCCUCCAGUCCCUCCCACUUGGACAUCCUCUUUUUUACUCCAGUGGUUUUUCCUCCUCGUGACCCACGAGAAGGAGCAGAAUGCGCAGCGGAGCGAGCGCGGGACGCGCCGGGCCGAGCGGCGCCCUAAGCGAGAGCCCCCCCCGGACUGCAGCGCUGCUGCUGGGCCUGCUGCUGGCCGCGGCGGUCCGCGCCGACGUGGAGGUCGCCGCGGCGGUGGGAGGAGGCUACCUGGAGGCCUCCAUGCACUCGUCGCUCCUCGGGGACUUGCCGGAGGCACGGCGAGGCGUCCGGGCGCUGGAGGACGUUGCCGCGGCGACGCAGCCGAGCCCGUCCGCGCCCGCCGCCGCCGCCUUCCCAGACUCCUCGGCAGCCGUUGGCCGGAUCUUCCAGAUGACGGUGCCGAACAAGCUGGAGGACAUUUACCUUGGUGACAUCGUCAAGGUCACGGAGACGGGGACGGACUCGCUCCCCGCCUGGCUGCACUGGGACGCCAGCAGCCGAGUCCUGCGGGGUCUCCCUCUGGAGGAGGACAAAGGCGUCCAUUACAUCUCGGUGACCAUCUCAAACCACAGCGAGUCCUCCUCCUCUUCAGAGGUGUUCUCCAUCGAGGUGCACCCUGAAGAUCAUGUGGACGCAGACGCAGCCCAGGUGGCAUCCAACCAGGUGUCCACAGAAGACGACGUCCAGCCGUUCGCGUGUAGCAACGAGGCGCCGAUCACGCUGCUGACCGUGAUCCUGGACGCCGAUCUGACCAAGAUGAGCUCGGAGCAGAGGGUGGAGCUCCUGGAUGACAUGAGGAUCUUCUCCGGCGUGGGGCUCCAGCACAUGAAGAUACUUCCUGUGGUGAACAACCGGCUGUUCGACAUGUCUGCCUUCAUGGCGGGGCCGGGGAAUGCCAAAAAGGUGGUGGAGAACGGUGCCCUGUUGUCCUGGAAGCUCGGCUGCUCACUGGACCAGAGCACCGUCCCAAAUAUCAGCAGCGUCCAGGGUCCUGCAAAGGAAGGGACGAUGUCCGCCAAGCUGGGCUACCCGGUGGUGGGAUGGCACAUCGCAAACAAAAAACCCCACAUCCCGAAGCGGGUGAGGCGCCAGUUAAACAACACCCCGACCCCUGUGCUCACGGCAGUCCCUCCAACAACCAUCGUGGAGCCUCCAGUGAGGAUUAUCCCAACCCUCUCCUCUCCUUCUAUCGCCGCACCAACCGAAAGCUCUGCUCCCCCUGUGAGGGGCCCCGUCCCCCUACCAGGCAAGCCUACAAUCAGAAUGCGUGACCCCGUUAACCACACCCCAACUCUGGCACCGCCUCUGCCAACGAGGGUUGUGGAGACCACCAGCACCAUUGCUAUCCAGCCGACCAUGACCAGGCCUCCGUAUGUGGAGCCCACUGCCACAGUAACGGCACCACCUAAAAGACCUACUAAGAAACCCAAGAGACCCAAAACCACACCUGUGACCAGGGAGCCAAAGACCUCCACGGCCAAGCCGGCCAGGCGCACCACACCAUCACCUGCCGUCAACAUUGACCCUUCCAACGAGAAGCCUGUCCUGCGAAACCCAAUUGACCAGGUCAAUGCAUUGGUCGGCACCUACUUUGAGGUCAAGAUCCCCUCUGACACCUUCUUCGACAAAGAGGAUGGGACCACUGACAAGCUGCGUCUAACUUUGAGACAGAACCACAAUGAAGUGGUCGGAGAGGCCUCCUGGAUUCAGUUCAACACCACCAGCCAGCUUCUCUUCGGCCUGCCUGAUGUCCAACACGUGGGGAAACACGAAUACUUCAUGCAGGCCACUGACAAAGGUGGCCUGAAUGCUAUUGACGCCUUUGAGGUUCGUGUGAACCGCUGGCCCAUCAAUGACAAGAGCCCAGUGAUCUUCAAGGCCCGAUUCGAAGGUGAUCCACAUUCAAUAACAAAUGACAUCCACAAGAAGAUCCUACUAGUAAAGAAGCUGGCCUACGCACUCGGAGACCGCAACACCAGUGCAGUCAGUCUUCGAAAUAUAAGCAAAGGGUCCAUUGUGGUGGAGUGGACAAACACCAGCCUACCGCAGCAUCCAUGUCCGAAAGAACAGCUCACGGUCAUGAGCAGGACGCUAGCCAGUGCUGACGGAAGGCCCUCGCAGACCUUCAGGCACUCUCUGGAGCCUGAAUUCAGACCGCUGGACGUCACGGCCAAAGGCAGGGCCAGCUGCAGAACGUAUUCCUUCAUCCCACCGGGAGACAUCGAUAUCCCAGAACCCGCAGCGGUCACGCCGGCUCUGGGAACGGGCCGGCAGAGCACAGACGACGUCUAUCUCCACACGGUCAUUCCCGCUGUGGUGGUGGCAGCCAUCUUGUUGAUAGCGGGCAUCAUUGCGAUGAUCUGCUACAGGAAGAAGCGAAAGGGCAAGUUGACCAUCGAGGACCAGGCCACCUUCAUCAAAAAGGGGGUUCCCAUCAUCUUUGCGGAUGAACUUGACGACUCUAAGCCGCCUCCGUCUUCCAGUAUGCCCUUGAUUUUACAGGAAGAGAAGCCCCCACUUCCGCCCCCCGAGUACCCCAACAUGGCUACGCCAGAGACCACCCCCCUCAACCAGGAGCUGCUGGGGGAGUACACUGCCCUGCAGGACGAGGACCCCAAUGCUCCCCCCUACCAGCCACCGCCUCCCUUUACCACUCCCAUGGAGGGCAAAGGCUCCCGUCCCAAGAACAUGACUCCCUACAGAUCUCCACCUCCCUACGUGCCCCCCUAAGACUUAUUCCACCCUCCCCUCUCAGGGUGGAGGACGCCUGAGGAACUAACAGUCUCCAUUCUGGUGUUUGUCUGACAUUAACAGGGAGAGAUGACAAGAGGUGCUAAAGUAUUAAACAGCUACAGGGGACUUUGGUUUGGGAGGGGGGGCCGUGAUGCGCUGGGUGUUUUUGUUUUUUACAGUUGACUCGUGGGGCGGUUUGUGGAUGCAGCUGGGACGGACUACUGAUUUAGAGGUAGCCCAGCUACUCAGUGGCCUAAGACAAACUAUCCCUCGUCACGAUGGUCACAAGCGACGAUCGGGGGACGAGACCUUCCGUCCCGGCAUCUCCUCUUCUUUGUUUUUACGCUUUACUCGUUUUCGGUUUUCCAUCAAUCCCGAGGUUACUACUCUUUUUUUCCUCCUCUGGACUGAACGUUUGUCUAACAGCUCUUCUUUCGUGUGGAGUCGGUGAGCUGCCACAGACCACAGCAAGCGACAACUCAAGGUUUUAAUUAGGGGAGUGAGAUUCUCUGAAAACGAAGGAUCUCAAAACGAGGAUGCAGACGACAAGAGAAUGGGAGUGUGUGUGUGUGUGUGUGUGUGUGUG
Molecule: messenger RNA, 3981 nt
Organism: Gasterosteus aculeatus aculeatus (three-spined stickleback)
Lineage: Eukaryota; Metazoa; Chordata; Actinopteri; Perciformes; Gasterosteidae
Gene: dag1
Product: dystroglycan 1
Biological process (GO): axon guidance; muscle attachment; nerve development
Cellular component (GO): sarcolemma; dystroglycan complex; basement membrane
Molecular function (GO): calcium ion binding; laminin binding
Source: RefSeq, a predicted model, not a curated record